AUUGAUACCAAAGAUGGUGGUGCAGAUUUAUUCAGCUUUCAAAAUAUCCCACAUGACAGUUCCACGGCAGAAAAAGGAGAAACGCACCAGUUCACAAACUUUCCACAUUCCGCAGCAGACUCUGAUGAUGAAAGCAGUGACCAAGCCAAGCUUUUGGAUGAAGAGAAGAGAGCUGCUUCGUUUUGGACAUUCGCUUACUAUCAGCAGUUCUUUGAUGUUGAAACAAAGCAAGUUGGCCAGAGAAUAAUUGGAUCCAUGCUGCCAAAACCUGGCAGAAACUAUCUCGUCAGACAGAUACGCCCAAACCCAGAUUUGUAUGGGCCAUUUUGGAUUUGUACAACUUUGGUUUUCACUACGGCAAUUGCUGGAAAUUUGGCCAACUACUUCAGCUUAGCUGGGAAAAAUUACAACUGGAAAUAUGACUUUCAUAAAGUGACCUUUGCAGCUACAGCCAUCUUUGGCUACUGGUGGCUGAUUCCACUGAUAUUGUCUGGAAUUUUAUGGUGGCGAGGAAGCCAGGCCAAGUUUACAUUCCUGGAGAUCAUCUGUGUGUACGGAUAUUCCCUGGCAAUCUAUGUUCCAAUCUCUGUACUUUGGGCCAUCCAGGUGUCCUGGUUGCAGUGGACACUUGUAGUUGUGGGUGCAGUAUUAUCAGGGAGUGUCCUCCUUCUAACCUUCUGGCCAACAGUUAGUGAGGACAGUAAGAAGAUAGCCUUUGGUGUGAUGUUCUUCAUCUUCGUUAUGCAUACAGCAUUGGCUGCAGGUUUUGUGCUGUAUUUCUUUCACGUGCCUGCAGCUAGCACAGCCACACCGAUUAUUCCUUUCAUCAACACAACAGCCAUCAGCGCCACAACAUUGAACAAGCAAUCAAUCACGAAGCUUGAUUCAGGUCCAGCAAAGUUCACCAACCUGGCUCUACAAGACACACAGAAACUUAAAUAUAACCUUUCUCUUCCAGGGUUAGAUUCACUUAAAGAAGCAAAGACAUUAGAUAAAGGUAAAGGAGAGCAGACAGUAAAUUUACAGCAGACAGCAGAGAAAGGAAAGCAGACAGAAACAAAGGAGAGCUUAGUUACAGGAAGUAAAACAUUCAAGAACGCAGCCACUUAG
Messenger RNA from Candidula unifasciata, 1110 nucleotides. The record is from the annotation of a GenBank genome assembly. Lineage: Eukaryota; Metazoa; Mollusca; Gastropoda; Stylommatophora; Geomitridae.